AUGAACAAGUUAUUUAUUUGUUUAAUUAUUACUAUUAUAUUUUCAAAUAUUGUUGUAAUCUACUCAAAACCAUUUAAUUUUGAUAGAUCCUACCAAGAAUGGAGAAAACCAAACCCAAAACCAGAUAUUCAUACACCCGAAUACUAUGAUGCUUCCUAUUUAAAAGAUUUAAAUACUAUUAAAGAUACCCCAGAUCAAUUUUUAGUUACCGAUUUACCAGGUCUCAGUGAUAAUAUUACUUUUUAUUCAGGUCUUAUUAAUGUUAAUGAAACAAGCAACGGUAAUCUUUUCUUUUGGUUUUUCCCAGCAAAUGUUUCAAACCCAUUAGAUGCACCAUUUUUAAUAUGGUUAAAUGGUGGUCCAUGUUGCACCAGCUCAGAUUCAGUUUUCAUCGAAACUGGUCCAUUAAGAUUCAACAGUGAUGGUAAAACCUUCCACCUCAAUCCAUGGAGCUGGCACAAUGCCGCCAAUGUCCUCUAUAUCGAUCAACCAGUCGGUACAGGUUUAAGUUUUACCUAUGGUGAUAGUGUUACCAACGAUCUCGAAAUCAAUCAAAACUUUUAUCAAUUCCUUCAAAGUUUCUUUACCAUUUUCUCAGAUUACUCUAAAUUACCAUUCUACAUGAGUGGUGAAAGUUAUGCUGGUCAUUACAUCCCACAUAUGGCUGAUUAUAUUUUAAGUAUGAACAGUCAAACUUCAACUAAUAAAAACCUCAUCCCAAUUAAUAUUGCUGGUAUUGCAAUGGGUAACGGUUAUACCCAUCCACCAGUUCAAAUUGCCUCAUAUGCUACAUUUGGCUAUAAUAUUGGUAUUAUUGGUAUUAACCAAGUCAACGAAUACAACCAACUCAAUGAACUCUGUCAAGAGCAAUUAAAAUUAAACAACUACAAUUCUGAUGAAUGUGCUAAUGUUUUCAAUCAACUCUUAUCAGACUCAGGUACAAACACCACAUCAAUGGUUAAUAUGUAUGAUUACAGAUUAAACGACCCAACAGCAGGCGACAACUGGCCACAACCAGGUCUCGGCUUUGAAACCAGCUAUCUCCAAAGAGCUGACGUUAGAGCUGCCAUCCAUGCCAAUCCAAACUUACCAGACGUAUGGACUGAAUGUAACAUGACCUGUAAUGCUGCACUCACCAAUCAAGAUGAAUCUUCAUUAUUCCUUUUACCAAUCCUCCUAAAACAAAUUAAAGUUUUGAUUUAUAACGGUCAAUUUGAUAUUAUUUGUAACCACGUUGGUACCACCCAAUAUUUAGACGGUAUGGAAUGGGAUGGUCAACAAUCAUGGAACAAUGCCUCACGUUUCACUUGGAACUCAUUCAAUAACGAAGGAACUGCUACUGUUACCGCUGGUUAUGGUAAAACCUUUGAAAAUCUUACUUUUGUAUUAGCUUUAGGCGGUUCACAUAUGUAUCCAAUGGAUAUGCCAGCUAGUUCAUAUGAUAUGAUCAAAAGAUUCUUAAAUAAUGAAUCAUUUGCCGACCUUCCACAAUCAUUCGGCUUUGAAUCUCCAGCUCCAAAACAACCAGUUCCAUUAACCUUACCAAUUUGGAUUGGUAUUUGCGUUGGUGGCUCCGCUUUCUCACUCAUUGUUGGUAUUCUCAUUACAUUCUUAAUUAUGAGAAAAUCAAAUAAGCAUUACUAUAGAGUAAUUCAAUAA
This is a messenger RNA of Dictyostelium purpureum, 1659 nucleotides long. RefSeq lists its product as uncharacterized. Gene Ontology annotation, biological process: proteolysis. Gene Ontology annotation, molecular function: serine-type carboxypeptidase activity. The record is from RefSeq and is a predicted model, not a curated record. NCBI's taxonomy places the organism in Eukaryota, Evosea, Eumycetozoa, Dictyosteliales, Dictyosteliaceae. The transcript is spliced from 2 exons. Bases 1 to 1659 code for a protein of 552 amino acids.